Messenger RNA from Ostertagia ostertagi, 267 nucleotides. Lineage: Eukaryota; Metazoa; Nematoda; Chromadorea; Rhabditida; Trichostrongylidae. The record is from the annotation of a GenBank genome assembly.
AUGGUCGUUGGAGGCCCAACCAUUACACUUUCCAAUGGCGUGAAAAUGCCACAAGUUGGAUUGGGGAACCUGGCAGCUGAAGUAAAAAGUGCCGUGAAAGCGGCUAUCGAGGCCGGCUAUCGCCUGAUCGAUACAGCUGAAGCAUAUCAGAACGAGGAUGCGAUCGGUGAAGCCAUCAAGGAAUUGAUUCAGGAUGGGAAAAUCACAAGAGAGGAGCUCUUUAUAACAACAAAGGUAAAACGCCUCGAGACAACAUAUUAUUACUGA